Messenger RNA from Aegilops tauschii subsp. strangulata, 1324 nucleotides. Its product is annotated as 1-aminocyclopropane-1-carboxylate oxidase 1. The record is from RefSeq and is a predicted model, not a curated record. Lineage: Eukaryota; Viridiplantae; Streptophyta; Magnoliopsida; Poales; Poaceae.
GGGUGGUGGCGGCAGCGCAACUUGGUUGGCGCCGUCCGCUUGUGUGUACCUUUUACCCUCCAGGGAUCACACUGGAAGCAACCGUCCGGCCGGGAGGAUUGUGGACGGCGAUGUACCUUGUCCGGUAUAAAUUGGAGCUUCCAUGCCAAUGCUUCUCCACAUGCACCAGCUAGCUUAGCGCGUCGAUCUAGUAGUACAGAGGGAGUGAUCAGUACGUAGGAGAUGGACAUGGAGAUCCCGGUGAUCGACCUCCAGGGGCUCACCGGCGACGCCUCCCAGCGGUCGCAAACCAUGGCGCGGCUCCACGAAGCCUGCAAGGACUGGGGCUUCUUCUGGGUGGACAGCCACGGCGUCGACGCCGCGCUGAUGGAGGAGGUGAAGCGCUUCGUGUACGCCCACUACGACGAGCAUCUCAAGGAUAGAUUCUACGCUUCCGACCUCGCCAAGGACCUGCAGCUGCCGGCGGAGGAAUCCAAAACCGUCUCCGGUGAGGUAGACUGGGAGACCGCCUACUUCAUCCGGCACCGUCCCGCCAACAACGUCGCCGACUUCCCGGAGAUCCCGCCGGCCACACGGGAGAUGCUCGACGCGUACAUCGGCCAGAUGGUGUCGCUCGCGGAGCUGCUCGCCGAGUGCAUGAGCCUGAACCUCGGCCUGGACGGCGGCCUCGUCAGGGACACCUUCACGCCGCCGUUCGUCGGGACCAAGGUCGCCAUGUACCCGGCCUGCCCGCGGCCGGACCUCGUGUGGGGCCUCCGCGCCCACACCGACGCCGGCGGCAUCAUCCUGCUCCUGCAGGACGACGUCGUCGGCGGGCUGGAGUUCUUCCGGGGCGACCGGGAGUGGGUUCCCGUCGGCCCCACCAAGGGCAGCAGGAUCUUCGUCAACAUCGGGGACCAGCUGGAGGUGAUGAGCGGCGGCGCCUACAGGAGCGUGCUGCACCGCGUCGCCGCCGUCGCCGAGGGCCGGCGGCUGUCCGUGGCGACGUUCUACAACCCCGGAGCUGACGCCGUUGUGGCGCCGGCGGCCACGGCGAGGCAGCCGGCGGCGCAGCUGUACCCCGGGCCGUACAGGUUCGGCGACUACCUGGACUACUACCAGGGCACCAAGUUUGCCGACAAGGCGGCGAGGUUUCAGGCCGUCAAGGAACUGUUCGGUUCACGGAUUCCGCACGAUUGACUAGCUGUGCUCGUUGGGUUUCAUUGGAGUAGUACUAUCUGUAAAAUUUUCUGUGUUGCUAUUGGAGUAUUACCUAGUUUGACCAACUUUGUAGGAAAAAAAUAUCAACAUCUAUAAUAAUAAAGUUAUAUGGUAUGAAAGUUAA